GAGACCGUUCUGUAAUAACAACAUGCAGUGUCAGUCCCGGAGUGGUACAAUAAUAACGUCAAAAGGCUAAAGUUCGUACCAAAGAGCAACUGUACCAGCGUGAGGGAAGUCUUUUGUGGAAAGAACAUUUUUUAACAUUGAAAAAGCCAUGACGGACUCCAACAAGAUGGUGAUCAACUUGGCCCUCUUUGGCAUGACUCAGAGUGGAAAAAGUAAUGCUGGGAACAUUCUUCUGGGAAGCACUGACUUCCACAGCAGCUUGGCUCCAUGUUCUGUGACCGACCAUUGUAGUCUGGGCCGCAGCUGUCACCUCCAUGGCUUCAUGCGUCGAGGGGGGCAAGAGAUAGCCCUUCAGGUCCAGGUGUUGGACACCCCAGGUUAUCCGCACAGCAGGCUGAGCAAGGACCAUGUGAAACAGGAGGUCAGGGAGGCCCUGGCACGUCACUUUGGGCAAGAGGGUCUCCAUCUUGCACUGCUGGUCCAGAGAGCAGAUGUGCCUCUCUGCGGACAUGAAGCAUUGUUCCCAGUCCACAUGAUCCAGGAACUUCUGGGACAAGCUUGGAAGAAUUACACUGCCAUCCUUUUUACCCAUGCAGAAAAAAUAGAAGAGGCUGGGUUCAGUGAAGAUGAAUACUUACACGAGGCUUCCGAUACACUGCUAACUGUACUAAAUUCUCUUCAGCACAGAUAUAUUUUCCAGUAUAAAAAAGGAAACUCACUUAAAGAACAAAGAAUGAACAUCUUAGUAAGAAUUAUGGAAUUUAUAAGAGAAAACUGUUACCAAGUUCUUACCUUUAAAUAAAAUUUACAUAAAAGGAAAAGGGCAUUGGGUUUGAAUGUCAGAAAUCUGGUUUCAAAAGUGCCUUUGUUAGAAUGGACCAUAAGAAUUUCUGUAUCCUGCAGAUGAGAGUGUACACUGGUACACUUCCAAAAUUAUCCAAAUGUCUGUUAACAGUAGAAUGGAUAAGUAAAUUGUUGUAUAUUCACAGAAUGGAAUGUUAUAUGGUGAUGAGAAUGAACAAACUACAACUGCACGUAAUAUCAAUGAAUUGCCCAAACACAAAGUUGAAAGAAGAAAGCCAAACAUGAGUACAUACUCCAUAAAUGUAACAAACUUGGUUUUCAACAUUUGAAUACAUUUUUCUAUAUUCAUGUCAUUACUCAGUGUUACCGUUUUAAACAACUAUUGCUAACACCAGUUUGAUAAAUGUAAAGGCAUUAUCUUACUGUUAAUGCUUUUCCCAGACUACUACUGAAUUGGAGCAUCUUUUUAUAGGCAUGUUGGUCAUUUAGAUUUGUUCUUCCAUGAACUGCCUCUUCACAUUCUUUGUCCUUUUUAUCACUUUUCUAUUGGAUUACUUCUCACAAAGAUCUUUCCUUGACCAAAACUUUAGACAGAUUCCUGAACCUUCUCCUAGGCCCAUCUGUGCUUUGUAAAAUCUAGUUUUAGCAAGAACCCAGUUUGACCAUAAUCCUCCACCCUCUUCUAUUACCCCCUGGGAGAUGUCUGAUCACCUUGGCCUGUUUGGGAGAGGUCCUGUUAGGUGGGUUUAGCCUGGCUCCUUCUGACCCCUGCUUCCUCUUAGUGUUUUUCCAUCCACAGAUCCCCACCCUGCUCCUUGGCUAUCCAUUCUCACUUGCCCAUCCUGUAUUCGGAGUUGGGCCUCAUCGCUCUCCCCACUGUAAAAUCCCACUGCAGUGGUGCCUAUACCUAUGUCAGUGGACCUGAAUUACUAACAGGUCUGCCUUACCAUCUUAACAAGUGUCACUGAGUAUUUUUUUUCUUCAACACUUCCUGCUUGGAUUAUUAGAAGAGCUCUAUGUAUAUUACAAAUAUUAGCCCUCUGUCCUUCACGAUGCAAUGUUUUUCAAACCAGAUUUGUGAAUUUUCUUAUUGUCAUAUAUUUCUAUACACAUGAUAUGAGAUAGGGUUUGUUUCAUCUCCUUUCAGAUGUGUAACCAAUUGUAUUUGCUGUAUUUAUUAAAUAAUUCAUCCUUUUCCUACUGAAGGUAGAAAGACUGAGGUAGGUAGAUAGAUGUAUAGAGAUAUAUCUCCUUUAUCUAUUUCUGGAUCUAUUCUGGAUUCUUAACGCUUUUCCAUUACCAAUUUUAUUAAUACUACUGUAAAUACCAGAAUAAUUAAAGGGGUUUUAUAUCAUUGGUUGAUAUCUAGGAGAAUAAGUUUCCCUUGUUUUUUUUUUUUUUUCAAAAUAUUUUCUGGCUACUCUCAGGCAUUCAUUUUUAUAUAUACUUUCAGGUCUUUUUUUCUAAUUUCAAAAAAAGUUCUCUUGUAGUGUUUUGUGACAAAUGAAAUUUUGUGAUAUUAAAUUCUCCCAUGAAAGCAUACAGGAUGUUUCACCAUCUUACUUUAUAUUUAUUAUAUUACUGUAUUUCUUACAUUUUAUUUUCCUUAGUUUUGAUUUGAUAAAGUUGCUAUAAAUUCAACUUUUCUCCUUGAUAUUUAGUUCUACUUUAAUUCCCACCCAUUAAGGAUUAUUUCCUCAUUCCUGAAUUCAGAAUCAAGUACAUACUUCUCCACUACUGUCUGAUAACAAGGUAAUAACUUUCCCUAACCAAGAACUUUCACUCCCCACUGUAUUAUCCCCUCAACCAUUAAAAUAAGACUGUUAGAACACUUUCAUCGCCUCCUUAUCCUUUUCUCCUUCCCCCAUCCUCCCUAGGAAACAGGUCUUUUCAAUGCUUUUCCUGUCCCCAUAUUACUAGAUUUUUCUAAGAUAGUUUUACAUAAUUCAAGACUUCCCCUUGCAGAUUGUCCCAUCUGUUUCAAAAGUCCUCUUUUACCAUUUACAUUGAGCAUGCCUGAUAGUUUAUCAUCUCUCUUUUAAGUUAAAUACAAAUAUUAGAAAGUCCAUUCCUCACCACUAUUUUCUCUUCAUCUUCCCCAUCUUUCUGGUUAGUGUAUUUUCUUAAUACACUCUGAAUUCUAGCAUAGUAUCCAGGAGGCAUUAAAUUCCAGAUAUGCUCUUCCAUGCACCAUUAUGCCAUCCUAGCUCCUCACUUACAAUCAGCAUAGUGGAUACAGUAAAAUCAUGUGAUAGCUGGUAAUGAAAUCGUUGUAUCUUAAGGAUGGUAAGACACUGAAGUGAACAUUUUGUGCUGUGCUCCACUGAAGCUGGGUCAUUCAGCUUUUUCUGAAUGAUAGUACGUGGAUCUUUUUCAAUGCAAAAAUGUGUCAUGUCUUUCCCGACGACCCAAUAUUUUAGUGUUUUGAGUAUUUUAGAGGAUUGGAAGCAUACUUAGUAUUUUUGUGCAGUUGGGGUUAGUCUCAUUAAGCACAUACCAUCUUGGGGCAUUAGUGAUUCACCCCUAAUGCUGC
This is a messenger RNA of Hipposideros armiger (great roundleaf bat), 3337 nucleotides long. RefSeq names its product GIMAP family P-loop NTPase domain containing 1 (gene GIMD1). Lineage: Eukaryota; Metazoa; Chordata; Mammalia; Chiroptera; Hipposideridae. Bases 149 to 802 code for a protein of 217 amino acids. The record is from RefSeq and is a predicted model, not a curated record. The transcript is spliced from 3 exons. Gene Ontology annotation, molecular function: GTP binding.